AUGGGGGAUCGUGCCUUGAUCAUCGGGCAGAUUCAUGAGACUGUGAGAAACUUUCUCGGUAAACAUGACUCUUCGACCCCAAUUACACCACUACGAAUCGUUGGCGACACGCCGAAUAGCAUUCUUGAUCAUUCUGAAUUUCUAAAAUCAAUCAACACGAUUAUCCAGGAGGUUGAAAAUGCCGUUUCAACAUGUCGUCCGGAUGCUGGAACUCGCUGGGUUGCUGUGAGCAAGUUUGAAGGACGCCACUCCUUUUUCGUACUAGACAUCAACAAUGUUGAGUACGAUUAUGAUUCUGCUCAUAUGUGUCUUGCCAAAAUCCCUGUCUAUGUUCUUCGGUUAUCCAGAGCACCCAAAAAUUUCAGACACGAGCCCCAGGAUGAAAAGCUGGCCAACAAACUUGCACGAAUGCACAAUCUGCAUGGAAGGGAUCCACUACCUUUGUUCGACGACCAUACCCGACCUCUUGUAUACGACUCUCCCCGUGAUCUAUGGUCCAGAUAUCUCUAA
This is a messenger RNA of Penicillium brevicompactum, 510 nucleotides long. RefSeq lists its product as uncharacterized. The record is from RefSeq and is a predicted model, not a curated record. NCBI's taxonomy places the organism in Eukaryota, Fungi, Ascomycota, Eurotiomycetes, Eurotiales, Aspergillaceae. The coding region runs from base 1 to 510 and encodes 169 amino acids. The transcript has a single exon.